This is a messenger RNA of Acanthaster planci (crown-of-thorns starfish), 2436 nucleotides long. RefSeq names its product glutathione S-transferase theta-1-like. Gene Ontology annotation, molecular function: glutathione transferase activity. Gene Ontology annotation, cellular component: cytoplasm. Lineage: Eukaryota; Metazoa; Echinodermata; Asteroidea; Valvatida; Acanthasteridae. Gene Ontology annotation, biological process: glutathione metabolic process. The record is from RefSeq and is a predicted model, not a curated record.
ACGAGUCACAAAAAUAGCGCCCCGAGUCCGACUCGAGUCCAAGUCAAGUGACUCGAGUCAACAACUCUGUCAUAUUAGCCACAACUUACCUCUUCCCAAAGAGAGGAAAAAAGAGGACAAUUGUGUUUAAAGUGAGGAAAAUCCCUAUUUUUGCCGCCGAUACAUGACUACACCACUGGACCUGAGUAAGUCCACACAACAACCAGGUCCACAUAGCGUCUUUGCUGGAGCGUGAGGACAUCAGACUCGUGUCCAAACAAGCAAUGCCCGCCUAUCGCCAAGGCUAACUGUGUUAUAUUCACUGUACUUGACCCUUGCGCUUUACCCCAUGACUUGCGUAUUACAAAGACCAAGUACAAGCCGCAGACUCAAAGCGCUUGACCCUCUUGCACUCAGAUCUUUUGCAGAGUACAGUGUGCUACAUGUACUACUACUAGAACCACUCAAUCACAGAUAUUGCUCAGGCUGAGUUUGAGCGUCAUCUGUUCACAAUGGUGUUGACGGUUUACGGACAUCAACUAUCCGAGCCUUCUCGCAGUGUCUAUCUGUUCUGUAAGGUUGCGAAAAUUCCUCACACGACGAUCAAUGUUGACUUGUUACACGAGGAACAUAAACAAGAAGCCUACCUGGCGAUCAAUCCGUUAGCCGUAGUGCCCAGCAUCGUAGAUGAUGACUUCAAACUGUCUGAAUGUAUGUCGAUCUUGAAGUAUCUGGCGCGCAAAUACAAAGUGGCCGAUCACUGGUACCCAGAAGACUUGAAGGUGCGGGCCAAAGUCGACCAGUAUUUAGACUGGCAGCACACUGGUGUCCGUAAAACCAACAUUGAUUGUCUCAUGCUAUUCUUAGGCCCUUUGAUGGGUGGAAAGCCGAUCGACGAAGCCGAAAUGGCCGAAAAGAUCGAGAUGUUCGACAAGUCUCUUGGAACUAUCGAGAAAGUGUUUCUCGGGGACAAGAAGUAUGUUGCUUCGGAUGAAAUCAGCAUCGCCGACAUUUGCUGUUUGUCCGAGGUCAUGCAGAGCGUCUCUCUCCUCCGAAGUCGCACCGAUUUGCUGGCCAGCCACCCAAAGCUCGCUGCUUGGAAGGAGAGAGCUGUGGAGAAGCUCAAUCCCGACUACGAUGAGGUUUUCAAGCUUCUCUCUGAGUUUGCUGCCAAUCCACAGACGGACCUCUUGUAAUUCUGCAGGAAAUACGCACUAGUGCUCCCCAAUUUGGACUGUAUUAAGCAAGUGUCUCUGUUCGACUCGACUCUCAUAUCCCAAUCAGUGCAUAUGCCACUCCAUAACCAAAAGGAAAAGGAAAGUCAUGAAUGCUUUUAAUAAAUAAAGAGCGAAUGUUUGCAAAACCUAGGUUGCCUGCAAAUGUAGUUUUUACACUUUAAAGUGAUGUCAUCCAAUUUUUAAUCCAUUGCAACAAAGCUCCCCAUUUUGUUCGCGACAGUUAGGCCUACGUAGCUUAAAAACAGUUAUAACGAUAGACAUACAAUUUAGUUUCACUGUUUUACCUUAGGUCUUGUGUUGUAACGUCAGCUGGUGCAUUCUUUCACGAAAAAACAUCCAAGAUUACGAGACUACACAAAUCACCGUGUUGCUGCAUCGAUAAUCAGUUCCUCCUAAGUGAACAAGUUCUUCUCACGAAGGAGUAAUUUGCAUUUCUUAAGAAAAGAUUUGUAUCCAUGUAAAUUUAAUUUGCACGUCGUUCAGGUGAUCCUGGAAAAUUACAGACAUUGAUUAUAAAGCGAUUAACUGCUCAAAAUGUCACGUCAGUCUUCAUUUGUGUCAAAAAAACCCGAUUGUACUUGUCAACCGACUCAUCUGAAAAUUGACGUGUAAAGGGUUGUUUGUUAGUGUUUUCGUUUAUCAUCCCAAAAUAUUUUUGCUACUUUCUAAACUCAGCCAUCUUUCUGAGCUGCUUUCUCAGAGUGCAUCUGCGGGUCGUGGGCCACUGCAUUGUGGUUGACGCGUCAUAAUUAUUUGGAUUAUGUCUCAUCAUAAGGGCAUAAUUAUUCAACAUAGUCUGUAUCUUCAUGCACAUUAACACAUUUUUUAGUUGUUCAAGUUCGUAAUUGAUUUCUUCCGUAUACAUGCUUUUUGGGAAGCAACUAACUUUCAUAUCUUGGAGCGAUAUUAUUGGAGAGAAGCACUGUCUCAAUGAAGCUCUUAUAGUUUGAUCCACUCUCCUUGGCUGAACGGAGAAAUCGUCAACUCCUCAGUGUUGGCACAAAACUUUUAAAUUUUCACCGUGACAGACCUUUGCUUUUUAUCUUUUGCAUGUCUAAUGGCCCUCAUGUAGGCCUAUAAAUGUAUUUUAAAGCGUAUAUUUCUUUUUUUGGAAGUGACCCUUUCAGCUGUUUGUGUUUGGCAAUCUUUGUUUUUGUAAACCAAUAAAUACAAUGCAGUAUCUCCCGGGGAUCUUCGACAUUAUGAAUAGCUUAAACAA